ACACUCCCAGCUGUCAAGGAGGACAGUCAGUGCGCGGAGGUGCGCGCGCGUGUGCGCGUGUGCGUGUGUGUGAGUUUGUGGAGGGGAAGGGAGAAGAGCCCGGCAGCUUUUUCGCCUGGGAAAGGAGGGCGCGCGUGGAGCUGGAGCCGCCGCGAGGCGCUUCGCAGGUGCUUCCCAGGUGUUUCCCAGGUGGCUCGCGGUGUGUCCAGGUGGUCUCGGGGGGGGGGAGGGCGACCCCCGGCGAGGAGCCCACCCUGCGAUGCGGUCCCGCUGAGCCCCCCGUUUGCCCUCCAGAAGGAGAAGUUGAUGGCGUUUCCGAGGCGCGCUCGCCAGGAUGGACGUGGUCGAUGAAACCGAAGCUCUGCAGAGAUUUUUUGAAGGUCAUGAUAUCAACAGCUCUUUGGAGCCAGCUAACAUAGACACGAGUAUCUUAGAGGAGUACAUCAGCAAGGAGGACGACAGCUCUGACAUAUGCUUCUCUGAGGUUCAAGGAGGCCCGGGCCCCAGCUUCUCCUCCCCGCAGGCAGGGGCCUCGGCUGGGGGGGUGGUGUGUGGCGUGAGCCCCCCCACCCCCCUACGCCAGGGAGCUCCCCCACCCUUGCCCCCCCUCUGCCAGACUUCUUACCCCUCAGCUCCGCCGUUGAGUGUGCACCGGCACAGCUACCCCUACCUAGGGCAGCAGCAGCAACAGCAGCAGCAGCAGCAGCAGCAUCAUCAGCAGCAGCAGCAGCAUCAUCAGCAACAGCAGCAGCUUCAACAGUCCCACGUCAAGUCUGAGCACAGGGGCCACUACGCCUCCGGGACGUUACCAGAAUCGCCCCCAGACUCCAGCUCAGAGCCGUACUCCCCUCAGCAAGUGAACGACACCCACCUGCUCAGGACUAUGACUCCAGAGAACAUGUGUCACAUCUCGCCCCCGCUGCCCCCUCCCCAGCCGCACUACUCUGGCUUGCAGCGGGACAUGUACCUGAAGCAGGAGCCGAUGAUAUCGCAGUACCCCAUCGGUCCGGUCAUGUGUGGUAGUGCGGACAUCCAGCAGAGUCAGAUGCUCCAUCAGCUACUGCAGCUUCCGCAAGGACAGGAUGCCAUUCCAGGUCACCAAGCCAAGAAGAGGAAGCAUUCAGACUCUCCUCCCAACACCCUCAACUCUCAGAUCCUUUCUGGAAUUAUCAAACAAGAGCCAGGUUUGAUCCAAGAUGCGGAGAACUCCUACCUGGAUCCCAACUACCAGUGUAUCAAGUGGCAGCCCCACCAGCAGAACAAAUGGACUCCACUGUAUGAUGCAAACUACAAGGAGCUGCUCAUGCCUACCUACCGAGUGGAUGCUGACAAGGGCUUUAACUUCUCAGUCCCAGACGAUGCAUUUGUGUGCCAGAAGAAGAACCAUUUCCAGGUCACAGUGUACAUCGGCAUGUUGGGAGAUCCGAAGUACGUCAAAACCAGCGAAGGACUACAGCCCAUAGAUUGCUUCUACCUCAAACUCAACGGGGUGAAGCUUGAAGCCAUGAACCAGACUAUCAAUGUGGAGCAGUCUCAGUCUGACCGCAGCAAGAGGCCCUUCAAACCAGUACUGGUGACUCUGCCCCCAGAGCAAGUCACUAAGGUGACAGUAGGGCGACUGCAUUUCAGCGAGACCACGGCCAACAACAUGAGGAAAAAAGGCAAGCCGAAUCCAGAUCAGAGGUACUUCAUGCUGGUUGUGGCCCUCCAGGCUCAGUCCCAGAAUCAGAGCUACACUGUGGCGGCACAGGUGUCCGAGAGGAUCAUCGUCAGGGUAACCUCUGCGUCAAACCCGGGGCAGUUUGAAAGUGACAGCGACGUGCUGUGGCAGAGGGGUCAGCUGCCGGACUCUGUGUACCACCACGGCCGAGUGGGUAUAAACACCGACCGCCCGGAUGAAGCGCUCGUCGUCCACGGCAACCUCAAGGUCAUGGGGUCUCUGGUACAUCCCUCUGAUAUCCGUGCCAAGGAGAACGUCGAGGAGGUGGACACCACGGACAAUCUGAAGAGGAUAUCCCAGAUGCGGUUGGUACACUAUCACUACAAGCCCGAGUUUGCAGCCACCAUAGGAAUAGAAAACACGUCAGAGACAGGGGUGAUUGCCCAGGAGGUGCAGAAAAUCCUACCGGAGGCGGUGAAGGAAGGUGGAGAUGUGGUUUGUGCCAAUGGUGAAACCAUCCCAAAGCUACUGGUAGUCAACAAGGACCGCAUCUUCAUGGAGAAUGUGGGCGCGGUGAAGGAGCUGUGCAAGCUGACAGACAACCUGGAGACACGUAUUGACGAACUGGAGCGCUGGAGCCGGAAGCUGGCCAAACUGCGCCGACUGGACAGCAUGAAAAGCACUGUGAGCGGGGGGACUGUCAGCCAAUCAGGAAGCCAGUUCAGUCGAGCCGGAAGUGGUCCUAUGAAGAAAAGAUCUGGCAAAUCUGGAAGCAAGAGCCCUGCUCCGGAACAAAGCUGCAUCAGCCACAAAUUCAUGCAAGGCACCAUCCUAGCCCUUGUCAUUGUGAUGGCCUUCAGCGUCAUCUCCAUGUCCAUCCUGUACGUGCUGACUCGACACCAGCAGAGUGACGUAAGAGAAGCUGACAGCAUUGCAUCUGUCUGCACUCUCUCCGUGUCCUGGACACCUGUCCUUACUGCUACUCUUACCGUCUGUCCAUCUGUCUGUCCAUGUUCCAGCAGGUCAAGUUCUGCACUGGGCUCCUCUCACGAGGCCACCUUCUCCCCCACAGCCACCACCUCUCCUCCCCAAGUACCACCCUCUCCCUCAAUGUCCAAUAAUGCCGCUUGCUGCCCUUCACCCACAUCCAUGAACAACCAGUCAACCACUAGCCUUUCGCCGAGCAUCAACCAAUCGACCUCAGACCCCCUUAGUUUUGACCCAACACCUGCCAGCACCAAUAAGAAGGCCAAAUCCCGCCUCUCGGAAAAGGACGUUCGCCAUAGGAAUCGACUGAGCCACACCGCCACCCCCUCCUUCCAAGCCAAAACUAAGAGACCCCUGUCUCCAGACCAGGGUCUUGGAGUGGACAACCGCCUCCCUGGGGGACCACCGACACCACGAAGACAGCGCAGUGUGUAUUUAGGGGGUCAAAGCUUCGGCCCUUCUCUGACGUCAGCGCGAAUCCUGGAGACAGACCAGCCCAUCGACAUGCAGUUUUGUCCUUCACCUGCUGGCUGCAGGAGCGGUGUCCACAGCUACACGGUCUCUCUCCAUGGGAGCAACUACACGGCUCUUUCUCACAUCACUCUACGCAUGAGGUCCAACACCAACCUCAAGGUGCUGCGGUGUGGUGCCACCAGAGGUCGUCCCUGUCCUGCACGUCCCGAGACACAGGUCCAGGGCGGCGAGGCACAGGCACACAGCGAGCAGAAUGCCUUCACAAAGGGGAUGGACCACCUGUGGUCACUACCACAACUGCCCUUCCAGGAAGUUAGCUUCCACUUCCGUGUGACCGCGUCUGAUGAAGUGAUGUGUGCCGCCGGUGAUGAGGAGCAGCACACCGGCCACUACUCCGAUUACCACUUCGUGUUCCAGAGAAGCUGUGGAUGACAGACAGACGUUUAUGAAAACGGCGUGCAUUGUGGGAGGAAGACAGUGCACCCCGCGUUCCCAAUUCCUCACGCCUCCCAAGAGCGCUUCCCGUUUCCUGUUUUCUUGACCGCUCGCCAGUCUGUUUGAGUAGGAAAUCGAUAAACGUGUGAAAUUUUUUUGACCGGAUUUAUUUUGUAUUUUUAGUUGUGUUGUUACGAGAAGAAUUACGCGUAGCCGCAAAUUUAGCUUUCCUUAACCUGCCACGGUGAUCCACCUCAAGGGACUACAACAUGCUGCAGAUUGCGUGCAAAUUGUGCUUUCAGAGAUUUCCUGUUAGGGUUUAACACUCCGAUGACAGUAUAUAUAUUUACUUUGGUUAUGAACUCUGAUUAUUACAGCUUUUCAUUGACGGGACUAUUGGUCUGGAGCAAUUGCUUGAUGUCCGUGAGGUAAUAACAGCAGAUCCGCGAGUGACCUGGGUUCCGGUCUGUUGCAGAACACAGUCCGGCUGGCUGAUGGCUCGAUCCUGCAUUAAGCAUGAUGGAGGGUUUGUUACGUUAAUGACUUUGCAUUCUUUCGCUGACUCUUUUUUUUUUUUUUUCUUUGCGGUCAUUAAUGACUCAUUCGUAGAUGAGUUGCUUUCUUAAAUCUUUCAGUAGAUUUGUUCAUGCGAAAUUGUCCACCUUUAUAUGUAUGCAGAUCAUUGUCUGGACUCAUGCACAGAAUAUUAUCUUGGUCUUGCUCUGGUAACACAAAGAGAAUCAAACUUUUUCUUUCUUAUAACGGUAACUUUUUGGUGAACGACUAAAAAUUGACAUGCCCUGAACAUACUGUUUACACAAGUGAUGUAGACUUUUUUUUGGACACAUUCUCUCACUUUUACAUACGAUGUGACGCUCUUGCAGAACACAUCCAACAAACAAGACAUUUGUCAACACAGCGAAAGCCUAAGGACAGGAAAUCAGAAAAAAACGGUGAAUUUAUGUAUCAUGUUACUAAUUGGAGAACAAUUAAUAUCACUAGGAUGUGUGUGUAAUAAUUACUCAUAAUAUAGACACUGGAUACAGGUUCAUUAUUUAAAAUGGAAUCAGCUGCAAACAAGCAAGGAAAUGCACGUGUUCUUGAGAAACGACUCAUGUUCCUCUAGUGUGUAAAGAGAAGUUGGUAUAUAAUUUUAGAUUUUAAACCGGAGUACACAAUCGCUUGACAAUGAAAGAACUGGAUCUUUUAAUCGUCCUCCACUCCUCGUGACCUUGUCACACACAGUCCUGGGCAGCGAUACUGGAACGCGGUAUCACCUGAUGAACUGGAUAAACUGAGUCUGACACUGGCAUGUGGACCUGUACGAUGACCUCCAUGGAGAGGUUAACACCGUUUCUGGGAUACUGGAUCCACUUUAGCCUGCAUCACUGGAGGUCUUGAUCACUGGCAAGUACAGAGUCACUGUGCAUUUACUGUGCAUUUUAAUCACGAACGUCUGGGGUCGCCGUGCUCUUUCUGAAAUUGAAAAGCGUAGGGUUUGCUGGGGGGGGAAGCAUCAAAACUGGCUUGGACUUGAGGGAACUUUGGCUUGGAGAGCACUGGGCUGGCGCAAUGCUGGCUGUAGAGGGACCAGCUGAAGAGCAGGGGCUGGGAGGUCACGGAACUGGCUUUUCCAAGCUUAGCUACUCUGGCCCUUGCCCCACUGUAGAGAAGUCCUGUCUGCUGCCUCUGCCCCUCCCUGCUCUCACUGUGUUCUCUUCUGGGUUCAGUCUGGAGAGGCCACAGAGAGCAGAGAGCAAGGGGAAGGAGUGCAGACACCCGUUCUGAUCUCACUGUGACACCCCUGAGGUCCUGACCCCGACCACACCAGGACCGACGUGACGUCUAGACACAGACGUCUCUGUGACGGCCCCGAGGUCCUGACACUGACCUCACUUUGACCAGCCUGUGGUCCUGACUGACUUUAACCCCAGCUGAACCCGUCACCGACCUCCGUUCGACUCCCUUUAGACCACCAGUCUCCAUGAUUUGAUUUGGAAGUUCAGACGCUGAGAUGCUCUGAAGCUGCAAUGCAUUGCACCCUGCAACUGUGUUCUAUCCAUAAGUUUCUGCUCCUUUUCCAGAAUAUGCAACAAACUAAGUGAUUAUGAAUUGUCUACUUGCUUUCUCGUACUGGAAACAAAUGUGUUGCUUUGGUAAGAACACAGCAUGUCUUCACUGUAUGUUAUGAUGGUUAAAGAGUCUUUAAAUGUAAAAGUAAUGUGGGCUGUGUGGUUGGAGGUGUGUGUCUCUGCAGCAUGAUGUGCAGGGAGGUGUAUAGGCAGGGACUGGUGUCGAAAUAAAGCAGGCAUUUUCCCCUGGCAAUUCCACAUGUUUUUAUAACAUCCUUAGAAUGUUUUGGUCUGCUACCACAUCCUUUACACACAGCACAGUAAUACGUAUAAAUACCAGUGUGUGAAAUGAAGUGUGUUUUCAAUAACCACAUAAUUCUCCAAAUUUUUGUGUAACAAAUUGGAGAGUAGAUAUCAACUAAUGUAAUAACAGAACAAAAAAUAUAUGGGAUAUUCUCCUAAAUGUUCAUAAAUGAUUUUUCACAAAUGUAUUCAGUAUUCAUUAUGCCUGGUUAAGGGUAAAAACAGGGCCACUGAUUCUUUUGACAGUAAUUAAUGUAUUAAAAGUUAACUGCUUGGGUAGAGCACAUUUACUGGGAUUCCUUUAGACAAAUUUACUCCCCUGUUCAUGGGUAAACGCUUGUUUUAUUUAAUAAAGAAAAUAUACUGUGCCUUAUAUGAAACAGCACUUCCAGCUUGUGUAAAUAUCAAUUGCUUUAUGAACUUAUUUUCUUGUCUGUUUUUUAAAUGAUAUUUUUAAUGAUUUACUAAUUUGUAUCGACUGCUUGAUUUUUACAGUACAGGUGCAUAAAUUUUACUGUUUUACUGCAUUGCAAUACACUGUAUUUUGGUUUUUUUUUAACAAAAAAGUCUGAGUUUAAGCCCUUGUCCAUGUUUUUACAGAAGAAAAUCAUAACACUUUUUCAUGUUAGAGCCUUUUUUGAGGUGAAUUCAUGAGCAUGAAAGUAACACUAUAACAGUGAGACUAACUGCAUAAGAUCUGAACAUCUUUUAAACUUUGAAUCGAAACUUAUGACCGAGGUUCUACAGUUCCUCCAAAGUCAGUGUUUUUUAGGAGUUUAUGUACAACUCUGUGAAUUGUUGCUAAAUAUAUCGUCCUUUUCAUGAACAUCUAUUACUGAACACCACCUCUAUCCUUCUUCUAGUUAACUGGUAUAAUUCCCAGUACUUUCCCUCUCUCCACUAGUUUGCUUAUAUUUUAAUUUGAAGUCUCUCUUCUGUCCCCACACCUCAUUCCUGUUCCCGCUGAUUUGUGCUCCUGUCUACGAUUUGAACCCCUUUCCUUUUCAAGGACCCAUCCUCAU
Scleropages formosus (Asian bonytongue) is the source of this 6953-nucleotide messenger RNA. RefSeq names its product myelin regulatory factor (gene myrf). NCBI's taxonomy places the organism in Eukaryota, Metazoa, Chordata, Actinopteri, Osteoglossiformes, Osteoglossidae. The transcript is spliced from 27 exons. The record is from RefSeq and is a predicted model, not a curated record. Gene Ontology annotation, biological process: central nervous system myelin maintenance; positive regulation of DNA-templated transcription; protein autoprocessing. Gene Ontology annotation, cellular component: endoplasmic reticulum membrane; nucleus. Gene Ontology annotation, molecular function: DNA-binding transcription factor activity; sequence-specific DNA binding. Bases 335 to 3553 code for a protein of 1072 amino acids.